Molecule: messenger RNA, 1652 nt
Organism: Armigeres subalbatus
Lineage: Eukaryota; Metazoa; Arthropoda; Insecta; Diptera; Culicidae
Product: zinc finger protein 26-like
Exons: 6
Coding region: 136-1575 (479 amino acids)
Biological process (GO): regulation of transcription by RNA polymerase II
Cellular component (GO): nucleus
Molecular function (GO): zinc ion binding; DNA-binding transcription factor activity, RNA polymerase II-specific
Source: RefSeq, a predicted model, not a curated record
UCGCGUUGACACAAAUAAAAUAGAAACAAACAACAGUGAGAAACUGCGAGUUGAAAUAGUUGCAAUUUAGUAACAGACCAUGUAUAAAAUUGUAUCCAUAAUUUAUUGUUUAUGAACUAAUUCAAAAUUUAAACAAUGUCAUCGAGUACGAUUAAAACAGAAUUCAAUGGUUACAAAUGUGGCUUCGGAAUGUGUCGACUAUGCCUGAGUGAAGAAUCUUUAGAAGAUGUUUUCGAGCAAGACGAGCUUAGCCAAUGGAUAUCGAAUUUUCUCUCAAUUACGAUAUCUGUCGAAGACAACUUCAGUCAAACUAUCUGUUCUAUUUGUCGAUUACGGUUGAUGGAAUUUAACCAUUUUCGAUUGCGAUGCCUGGAAGUACAAGGCGUAUUACAAUCUAUGACUAAACAAAAGAAUGUUACAUUUGGAAUAAUAGAGUCACAAACGGCGCUCCAAGAAACUAAAUCAGAACCAUGUUCUAUAAAAAAUGAGUACACGAUACUUCACGAAGCUUCUGCCAAUAGUGGGGAAACAUUCGACAACGACGACAUGGAAGACAUAAUUGAGGCAGAAGCAAUAAAAAUUGAACCUCGUGAAGACGAUGAUCUUGUUGUGGAGAACAAUCCUGCAAUGGAGAAAAUUGAUCCUAACGAGAGGCAAACGGCUUGUGAUAUGAAAAAUCAACACCAGUGUGAUGUAUGCCAUAAAACGUUUUCAACAAAAAAGAAACUAUCUUGCCACAAAAGGACUCACAGAGCAAAAAAAUUAGUAUGUACAGUUUGCGAAAAGCCUUUUGCAUGGCGCUGGAAACUCCAAACCCAUAUGAUCACGCAUGAAGCGAAAUUGACAACAGACGGGAAUAUCGCUCGACCAUACAAAUGCGAUAUCUGUCAGAGGGGAUUCCGGAACAGAGAAUCGAAACGAGUGCACUAUACACAAGUGCACGGACCAAAAAACCACGAGUGCCACAUAUGUGGGCUAAGAUUUCAAAAACAGAGCGCACUGGCAUUUCAUAUCAAGCAUCACAUUACUCGUGGUGAAACAAAAGAGGAGUAUCUUCUUUUAAACGAGUUACGUCGAAAUAAAACUGGCAAGAUCUGUGAUAAUGGUAUUGAGGACGAGCAACAAACAGAAGGCGAAUCGUCGAACCAUAUAUACAAUGAUGAGUUCGCAUCUACUGGAACGGAUGAGAAGAAAAGGCUGGAAUGCGUAAAGUGUCAUAAGAUGUAUCAAACUAUGAGAGGUCUAUGGCAUCAUUUCAAACUUGCCCACCAGAGAAAAUUUGAUUGCACUAUGUGCAAAGGAGCGUUCCCAACGCAAAAACUUCUGGACAUACAUGUCUUGAAAAUUCACCAACCAAAAGAUGGCGAACAUCAAUCACUGGAAUGUCGGCCGUGUAACAAGAAUUUUCCAUCCAUACCUCAGCUCAACCGGCAUAUGCGAAUACACCAACCGAAAACGUUUAGUUGUGAAGUUUGCAAUCGAUUAUUUAGAAGAGAGUAUGAUUUGAAGUCACAUAUGAAAACUCACUUGAAAGACGAAAAUCGUCCACAUGACUUGGGUAGCUGUUUGAGUUGAACUACGAAAUGCUUACACUCUUAAUUCAUACCUCAUAAAUGUAACCAUCUACAUAUAAGAACAAAAGAGGUUAUAAA